GCUCUGCUCUCCAAACCUGAGCACUUCAGGCAGAGGCGGGUUUGUGGCGAGCUGAGAAACCAAUUCUGAAGCCCGAAACCGCUGUCUAAUAAAGAGAAGCCAGCUCUCCGUUCACUCCGCUCCGUCGCUCUGGAGAAGUUCACCGUUUAGGAAACGUCUCGAGACGCGUUCGGGGGACUGGGUGGAUGCUCACGACAAAAAUCGUUUUAGGAGGUCAAAGAAACCUUGCAAUGAAUUAAAAUGCGAGUUCUAAAGAAAAACGAGAAUGAUCAAUAAUAGAAACGUCAUGCACUGCGUUAUAUAGCGGGCAAACCCAUGUGCACGGUGCGCGCUUUUGUUCAACUCAGAGGCGUGUAACGGCAGGCGGGGGAGGGAUGCCUCGUGCAUCCUCUCUGUGCGCGAGACUCAGUGAGAAACAAGAGAGACAGACCUGCAAUUGGAUCCUACACAAGUCAAUCCCACAUGUGGGUGGGCGGUGGAUUCAGAGCUGCACACCCAGGAAAGUUAGUGCAACAAAAGGUUACGGGAAAGUUGCGCACGAACACGAUUCACUCUUACACCUGAAAUCUACAUGAGCUACAGCGAUAAACCACGCUGCGUUUAAAACCCGAUUGAGCUCAGAUUAAUCUAAGUCACAAUGAUGUCAUACUUGUGGAUUUUCGUCCUUGGAAGUUUAAUCGUGACUGGAGUGAAAAUGCAAGACGAUGGAGUGGAAGGCACAGAGAAUGGCGAUCCUCCGGCAGAUGACCUCGCUCCAGAAGACUCAGCCGUUCCUUCUGAAGCUCCAGACGCUGAAGAGCCAGCUAAAGAACCCCCUGGAGAAACAUCACCUGAAGAUCCAGCACCUGGAGAAACACCUGAAGAAACACCUGAAGAAACACCUGGAGAAACACCUGGAGAUCCAGCGGAGGAGGCUGUGGAUGAGGCAGCAGAUCCUGAAGACACAGACUCAGAGUCAGACGCUGCGACAGAAGAAGCUGAAGAGACACCAGCAGCUGAAGAGGAAGCUGCUGAAGAAGGAGCAGAAGGAGCAGAAGAAGCAGAAGCUCCUGAAGCAGAUGAAGCCGAUGCAACUAAAACAGAAGCCGAUCCACCUGUUGAAGAUCCUGAAGAAGAAACCAAGCCUGGAGAAGCUUUAGAUGAUGCAGAAACAGAAGAAGACUCGACUGCUGUUCCAGAGGAACCCGUGGAACCCAAAGUGUUUGUGAAAGAUAAUGCUGCAGGAUUCGAUCUCUCUGAUGCGUUUGAAGAGGAAGCACAACCUGAGGAUCCAGUAAAGACUGAAAUGGGAGAUGCAGACACACACAAGCCAGGUCAAGGCAGAGCUCUCAGCGCUGGAGCAGUUUCUGAGCAGAACGACAGUGGAUCUGGAUCUGGUACGGUCGCUGGUGUUGUUUGUGGGAUCGCAGUAGCAGCUGUUGGUGCCAUAACGGGAUACUUCACCUAUCAGAAGAAGAAACUGUGCUUCAACGUCCAGAGAGGUGACCCUGAGAGCGUCAAAGAAGAGAACGGCACGCAGAACCACGAGGUUUUAAACACCCUCCUGAAGUCAUCUGAACACACUCCUGCAGCCGGCAGUGACCUGCCAUGAAGCUACGGUCAACUGCUUUACAUUGACAUAACCGGGAUGAACUUCACAAACACAUUCACAGCACAGAAAGUCAUUUCUACACUCACUCUGAGUUCCUGACGCACAUUCAGGUCUUUUUCAUAAUAUCUCAUCUUCACACUGCUUCGACUACAGCUCUAAACUAGCACGUAGGACUGUUAAUAAAACAUGUUUGAAUGUAAUUUCACAUCGUUUGAGUGGGACGGGAUGUGUGCGUGUAUGCAUGGGUAAUUCGACAGGCUUUUCAUUUCGUUACUUUAAAAAGUGUCGUUUGGUUUCAUUACUGUGUCAUUAAUUUAGUUUGAUGACAAAUUGUUGCCUCUGAUUCAUAAAAAGCUAAUCUCACAAUGUGGAAUGAUUCAGAUUGUGUUGUCUGACCAAAUAGAAUUCCUAGGACUUUUUAUUUCUAUUUUUUUUUAAUUCUGUAAAUAAUUGUUGUGUUUGAAUAAAGGGUGGUUACAUUUAAA
This is a messenger RNA of Carassius gibelio (silver crucian carp), 2076 nucleotides long. Its product is annotated as fibrous sheath CABYR-binding protein. The coding region runs from base 638 to 1591 and encodes 317 amino acids. The transcript is spliced from 18 exons. The record is from RefSeq and is a predicted model, not a curated record. Gene Ontology annotation, biological process: homotypic cell-cell adhesion; positive regulation of neutrophil extravasation; T cell extravasation. NCBI's taxonomy places the organism in Eukaryota, Metazoa, Chordata, Actinopteri, Cypriniformes, Cyprinidae.